CGAGUAUCAAAGCUACUUCAUCUCAAGGGGGGUAUUACAGCCUUUCAACAUAUGCAACAUCGAUUGCAGAGAUUUCGUAAUGUGGCAUAUACAUGCACAUCACUUGAGUGUGAAAAUAUAAUUGAAAAUCUCAAUGAUUACAAUGCGAAGCCACUAAUUUCUCUUGGAGGUUGCGAAAGCUUUACGAUUUUGCUAAAAGGUCGCUCCACCGCCCAAUUAAAACUGAUGAAACAGAUCCUCAAAACAGGGUACAAUCUGUUUAGAAACGAGCUCCUUUCAUCCAACUAUUUCAUAGUCACGUUGCCACCUUUAAAGAUCAUACCAUGGGAAAUGGAUGGAGGCCAAGACGAAGUAGUAACAAUCCGUGAAGAAGAAGUAUCAAGCUACAUCGCUUAUUCCCUUCAACAAGUUGAAGUUCACGAUGAAUCUUCAGAGUCCAGGCCCAAGAAUCCCGUCUUCUGUCAACAUCGAGAAAGCUUUCUUGAGCUUAGCAGAGACUGCAACAUGACAGAACCUCAUUACAUUUCCUCACUCAGCCGGUGCGAUAGGUGGGAUGCUAAAGGUGGGAAGAGCGGAGCUAUUUUUUCCAAAAGCAGAGACACAAGGUUGAUCAUCAAAGAGAUCAACCAAGCUGAGUUUAAUUCAUUUGACAACUUUGGCCCAAUGUAUUUCAAAUACAUGAAGGAAGCCAAGAAGACAUUUCUGGCCAAAAUCUAUGGCUUAUACAAGGUGGCUUUGGGUCAGACAAAGUUCAUAAUGGUGAUGGAGAACUUGAACUUUAACCGGGUUAUAGCUAUGCAGUACGAUCUCAAAGGAUUGGUUCAUGGUCGUUUUGCACCACACUCAGCUCAAGUACUUUUAGAUCAGAAUUUCUUGAGUGAUUAAGACUCCAUAUCAACCCAUAAUCGAAACAACAAGACUGAUUCUUGUCACAAAAUCACUGACUGACUGAUUUUUGUUUUAUAUGUUGCAAUAUGCAUUUAUAAAAUAAAAUAUUCAUAUAACUCAAAUUUGUUACUAAACUAGUUUAUAUAUUAAUAUGAAU
Molecule: messenger RNA, 1045 nt
Organism: Raphanus sativus (radish)
Lineage: Eukaryota; Viridiplantae; Streptophyta; Magnoliopsida; Brassicales; Brassicaceae
Product: putative 1-phosphatidylinositol-3-phosphate 5-kinase FAB1D
Exons: 3
Coding region: 52-885 (277 amino acids)
Biological process (GO): phosphatidylinositol phosphate biosynthetic process
Cellular component (GO): endosome membrane
Molecular function (GO): 1-phosphatidylinositol-3-phosphate 5-kinase activity
Source: RefSeq, a predicted model, not a curated record